UCUUCAAGUCGGUCUCUCUCUCCAUUCGUUAAAAGUUCUGAUUCUCUCUCCUCUUCUGUCCAAGUCGGCUUCGAACGUUGAAAAGCGAAAACCACUUUCCCUGAACUUUGUCUGAAUUUACAGGUUUUUAUGAAUUGGGACACACAGUUGAUUGGCGUCGAAGCUCCGGUACCUCUAACUUUGUAUUUUAGAGGUACAUGUGUUCCAGAUUUCCCUGGCACUAAGGCAUUAAGGGUUUUGGAGCUCAUUUUCUGGUAUUCUUCACAGUGUAAUUUAUCUGUUGAAAUCACAAAAUCUCAAUGGUGCGAAAGAAGCCUAGAGCACGUGAGGAUGAUGAUCAGGGUCGUGGGGUAAAAUCGAGGAAGAAGUUGGUAGUAGUUGAUGACGAUGAAUACUUGAUAGGGACAGAAUUAUUGGAGGAGCAGCAGGUUCAAGAUGAGAAAGUUAGACCAGUUAGUGCUAAGAUGAAGGGGAAGAAGGGAGCUUCUAAGAAUUCACAGGAGAAAGAUGAGGGUGCAGAAGAAGAAGAAAAAGAAGAGGAGGACAAUGUACCCGCUAUAGCAUUUGUAGGGAAGAAGAAGUCUAGAUCCAAAAAGGGUGUGAGCAGCACUAGCUUUAGCUCUUCGAGUUUUGGGUUACUUGGAGAGGUGGAUGAUGAUGAUGACAGGUCUGGAGUUACUUGUAAUAAGGAUGAUGAUGUUGCCAGUGAUGAUGAUGAGGAGUCUGUAGUAUCUUUUAUGGGCAAGAAAAAACCAUCUCAGUCGGAAAAAAAGAAUAGUAAUCUGGCGAGGGUGUCUGCUUUUGGUGUAAUUGUGGAUGAUGAGGAUGAUGAUAGGAAUACUAUUGAGAACUCAGCAAAGGAACACCAAUAUAGUAACGAUGACGAUGAGUGUAUUUCUUUUCUGGGGAAGAAGAAACCAUCUAAAUCCAAUAAGAAGAGCAGUGCCCAUGUGUCCACUGGUUCCGGUUUUGAUAAGUUUGACCGUUGGGACACUAAGGACAAAGUUAAAGGGGACGAUGUUGCUGCAGUAAGUUUCUCUGGUAAAAAGAAGUCUUCAUGGUCUUCAAAGAAGAGUAAAAGCAUGGAUAGUGAUGCUUUAAUUGAUGAAGAAAAUGAGGAGGGCACAUCUGUUGCUAAUGAUGAUUUUGCUACCCUUGAUGAAGAUCCAUCAGCAAUUAUAUUUUCUGGUAAAAAGAAGUCAUCCAGAAAGAAAAGUAAUAGCAUUUUCAGUGCUCCUGAAUCUAAUCUUGGAGAUAAUUCAAAUGUGGAACCGGAAGAGCCUAUUGAGGUUGUUAGUAGCAAAGAAGCUGAUGAUCCCAAAAGUUACAAACAGGUGAUUGAAGAUGUGUCAGAAACUUCGAAGAACAAAAAGAAGAAGAAGAAGUUUGGAAGGACAGCUCAAGAAGAGGACGACUUACUUCUGGCAGAGCUCGGUGAGGGGUCUACUACAGCAAAACCAGCUCAGGCUCCUUCUCCACGAGAGAUUAAAGCUCAGACUCAACCUGAAUCAGUUGGUUUGUCAGAUGAUUCAUUUGAAAAGGAAGGUGAAGCCGAAGGAGGCAUGGUUUCGGCUGCUGCAAAGAAGAAGAAAAAGAAGAAGGUAAAAGAGAAAGAGAAAUUAAGGCAAGAAAAACCAGAAGAAGCAAAAAAUGGAUCGAAGGGUAAAGCAACAGAUAAGAAAGUCCCAAAGCAUGUAAGGGAGAAGCAGGAGAGGCUGGCUACGCUUGAGGAAUUGGAGGAAAAGAAGAGGAGGGAAGAAGAGGAGAAGUUAAGGAAGGAAGAGGAAGAGCAAAGGAGGCAGGAAGAACUCGAAAGGUUAGCAGAAGAAAAGAAGCGCUUGAGAAAGGAAAAGGAAAAGGAGAAACUUCAGAAGAAGAAACAGGAAGGAAAGCCAUUAACUGGGAAACAGAAGGAAGAAGCUCGGCGACUGGAGGCAAUGAGGAACCAAAUACUUGCUAAUGGUGGAGGGUUGCCUGCUACUGGUGAUAUGGGUGGUGCUCCCACACAACGGCCAAAGUAUCAAACCAAGAAAAAACCACCUAACUCACAAGCAAUUGGCGUGGCCCAAGAAAUGGAAGUUGAAAACACAGAAGUAAUGGAAAAUCAACAGGACUCUGGCGCUGAGGUUGAGUCCUUGGAACCAGAGAAGGUUGAGACCAUAAUUGUGGAGGAGAAAACAGAAGUCGUCAGUGGUACGUUUGAAGAGAAUGUAAUUGAAGAAGAUGGUGAUGAAGAUGAAUGGGAUGCAAAGAGUUGGGAUGAUGCUGCCUUUGCCAAUGAAGAGGAUGACUUUGAGCCUGAACAGGUGGUUAAGAAAGAGGCUUCAACUUCGAAGGCACCAGUUUUUGCCCCAAAAGUUACGACAACCUUACCAGUUAAAUCUCUGGAUGGUGAAAGUAAGAAAAGCCGACCUGACACAGAGUUGGCAGAUAAAAAUAAGAGGAAAGAACCAAAAGGCAAGAAGGAAGCACAAAAUUCAUAUGCUUGGCCAAACCAGAGUGAAGCUAACCUCCGAUCCCCAAUUUACUGCAUCAUGGGCCAUGUUGAUACGGGAAAAACCAAGCUCCUUGAUUGUAUUAGAGGCACUAAUGUUCAGGAAGGUGAAGCUGGAGGGAUUACUCAACAAAUUGGUGCAACAUAUUUUCCAGCUGAGAACAUACGGGAGAGAACAAAGGAACUGAAAGCUGAUGCAAAGCUGAAGGUCCCAGGUCUUUUAGUUAUUGAUACCCCUGGACACGAAUCGUUCAAUAAUUUAAGGUCUAGGGGUUCAGGUUUAUGUGACAUUGCAAUUUUGGUCGUCGACAUAAUGCAUGGUCUGAAACCACAGACUAUCGAAUCACUCAAUCUUCUGAAAAUGAGGAAUACGAAAUUUAUUGUCGCAUUGAAUAAGGUGGACCAACUAUAUGGGUGGAAAGCUUGUCGGAAUGCACCAAUUGUUAAGACAAUGAAGCAGCAAGCCAAAGAUGUCCAACUUGAAUUUGAUAGGAGGCUCACUGACGUUAUUACUCAGUUCAAGGAACAAGGAUUGAACACUGAGUUGUAUUACAAAAACAAGGAAAUGGGGGAAACUUUCAGUAUAGUUCCCACAAGUGCAAUCAGUGGCGAAGGCAUUCCUGAUUUACUAUUAUUGUUAGUUCAAUGGACUCAGAAGACAAUGGUCGACAAACUAAUGUACAGUAAUGAAGUGCAGUGUACGGUUUUGGAGGUUAAGGUUGUUGAAGGCCAUGGGACAACAAUUGAUGUGGUGUUAGUUAAUGGUGUGCUUCAUGAAGGAGAUCAAAUUGUUGUUUGUGGCAUGAAGGGACCCAUUGUCACCACAAUUCGAGCAUUACUGACUCCCCAUCCAAUGAAGGAACUCCGAGUCAAGGGAACCUAUCUGCAUCACAAAGAAAUCAAGGCUGCUCAGGGCAUCAAGAUUACUGCACAGGGCCUUGAGCAUGCGAUUGCUGGCACUGGUCUGUAUGUGGUGGGGCCUCAUGAUGAUUUAGAAGACAUCAAGGAAUCAGCCAUGGAAGAUGUGCAGUCAUUAUUGAGCAGGAUUGAUAAAAGUGGUGAGGGAGUGUGCGUUCAGGCCUCUACUCUAGGAUCAUUAGAAGCAUUGUUGGAGUUUUUGAAGUCCCCAGCUGUAAGCAUACCCGUCAGUGUUAUCAGCAUAGGCCCGGUGCAUAAGAAGGAUGUCAUGAAAGCUAGUGUUAUGCUUGAGAAGAAAAGGGAGUUUGCUACAAUCUUGGCCUUUGAUGUUAAAGUGACGCCGGAGGCUUGGGAACUUGCGGAUGAAGCUGGUGUCAAGAUUUUCAUUGCUGACAUCAUUUAUCACCUGUUUGAUCAGUUUAAGGCCUACAUUGACAAUCUCAAGGAGGAAAAGAAGAAAGAAGCUGCUGAAGAGGCAGUUUUCCCAUGUCUUCUCAAGAUUAUGCCGAACUGCGUUUAUAACAAGAAGGACCCCAUUAUUUUGGGGGUUGAGAUUCUCAAAGGCAUUGCUAAGGUUGGAACUCCAAUUUGUAUACCACAGAGGGAGUUCAUUGAUAUUGGUCGAAUUGCAUCCAUUCAGAAUAACCGCAAGCCACUUGAUUAUUCAAAGAAAGGCCAGGAGGUGUCCAUUAAGAUAGUUGGUAGCAAUUCGGAGGAGCAGCAAAAGAUGUUUGGCAGGCAUUUUGACAUUGAAGAUGAGCUUGUCAGCCGUGUUUCUAGGAAGUCAAUUGAUGUUCUUAGAGAUAAUUAUCGGGGCGACCUGUCGGAGGAGGAGUGGAAGUUUGUCAAGAAACUGAAAAUCCUCUUUAAGAUACAAUAAUAACUUUAGAACUUUGACAUAUCGGCGGAGCACUUAAUCUUUCUAGAUGUAAUGAGGUCCUUCGAGGUUGUGAGGCGUGCAAUGUAAAGAAACGGAGCUUCUUUUUGGGAGGGAUCGAUCCCGUUUGCAUUUGAAGUGGCGCCCAAUAUUGUGAUUCAUGAGUGAGCCCUUUUUGUCCUGCAAUCACGGGCUAGGGCGAUCUUC
This is a messenger RNA of Rhododendron vialii, 4496 nucleotides long. Its product is annotated as eukaryotic translation initiation factor 5B-like. The record is from RefSeq and is a predicted model, not a curated record. Bases 300 to 4292 code for a protein of 1330 amino acids. Lineage: Eukaryota; Viridiplantae; Streptophyta; Magnoliopsida; Ericales; Ericaceae. The transcript is spliced from 13 exons. Gene Ontology annotation, molecular function: GTP binding; translation initiation factor activity; GTPase activity.